CUGUCUGCGUUCUCCAGAAAUUCAGACCCUGUCGUCUCAGCUUCUACGAUAGCUUAGCUCAGUCUCCGCCUAUGAGCCAAGACCCAGACAACAGACGCUUGAGCAGCGAUAUGUUAUCCAAUGUAGCCUUAAGACUGUAUCGAAUUGCGCUGCACGCGGGCAUAUAUGCGCUUAUUGUGAGGCUUGUGGAAAUGCACUCGGAGCAUUUGACUGGAGUUCCUUUGGAAUAGUUUACUCCUGCUAGGCUAAGAGCUUGGAAACCGUGAAACGCAUACAGCAGCCAACACAAAUACAUUAUUUGUGCAUGUGCAUGCAAUGAAUACUGAUUGUUACUCGGGCUGAAUAUGCAAUCACACCGGAGUUGGUGAUAGAAAAACUUUCUCCAACUUUCCACAAAGCCAACAGGUGCGCACUUGCACUCUAGAAAGAACCCGCCCAACAGCCAGCGUUUUCAGUGGAUUUUACGAGUCUUGAGUUUUUAUUUUUCAUUUUUCAGAGGACUCAGUAUUUGAAUGAGAUUAUGUGGAUUUUACUCAUUGUUUAUCUGCUACAAAUGUGUCCAAAUAAGAAUUGGUGUCCUCCACACUACGCCGGUGCAUGGUGAUACAAAACGUCCCGUCAACAGUGCUUUGUGAUCGCCUUUCAACACUAAUCCAAAUGAUCCUUUCAUUAUUACUCCUACUUGCAUCGCUUCUCCAACAACAUGGCUCAGAGGCAGAAUCAAGUCACAUUAGCAAAUUUCAACAUCCAAGUUUAAAGGAACAAAACGGAGUGCAGGAGUCCCAGCAUGAGAAGCUUGUCUCGGUGGCAGGGGAGGGCAUGAUCCACAGCCCAGACUUCCCGCACACCUACCCCAGGAACACCCUGCUGGAGUGGAGACUGGUCGCCGCCAGCAACAUGAGAAUACAGCUGACCUUCGACCCGAGGUUCGGUCUGGAAGACCCAGAGGAUGGAAUAUGCAAGUAUGAUUUUGUGGAGAUAGAGGAGCCAGCUGAGAGCAGGAUUGUGGGCCGCUGGUGUGGCUCUCAGACGGUUCCUGCCUCGCACACGUCCAAAGGCAGCCAGAUCCGAGUACGCUUCGCCUCCGACGAGUACUUUCCCUCGUCACCAGGAUUCUGCCUUCGCUACUCCCUUCUCCCCGUCAGCAUCUCGGAGCUGGAGGUUCUGGUGGCGCUCGCCCCGCCUCUCCCGAGCGUGGACGCCCUCUCUGAGGUCGUGGCUGGCCUCGGCACGGUGGAGGAGGUCAUGAAGUACUUAGAGCCGGAACGCUGGCAGCUGGACAUGGACGAGCUGUACAAGCCCACCUGGCAAAUCCUGGGAAAGUCCUUCAUCCACAACAAGAAAUCCAGAGGAGUAGACCUCAACCUUCUCAGAGAGGAAGUGAAGCUGUACAGCUGCACCCCACGGAACUUCUCCGUCUCCCUGCGCGAGGAGCUGAAGAGGACAGACGCCAUCUUCUGGCCCAGCUGUCUUCUGGUGAGGCGCUGCGGGGGAAACUGUGCCUGCUGCUCUCACCGUUGCUACGACUGCCAGUGCGUCCCAGCCAGGGUCACCAGGAAGUACCACGAGGUCCUCCUGCUGAAACACAGGAGUGGAGGACGAGGGUUGCAGAAAUCCAUGACUGAUGUGCCUCUGGAGCACCACGAAGAGUGUGCCUGUGUGUGUAAAGACGACAGGGACUGAUCUGCACACCUGUUGCACCAGAGCCACAGUCGUCCCACGAGCCACUUGAAAGGAUUCUCUCCUCGUCGUCCCCAGCCCACAUCUCAUCCCCCCACCCACCCCGACUGGGAGCGAAUAAGAUGGCUGGCUUGUCCCGGUGCUCUUUGCUAAUUGGAUGGGAGUGAAACAGGCUAGGUGGAUUUGGCUGUAGUGGAGAAACUUUAGUUUAUUUGAAGUGCAUUUUUAAAAGACACGUGAAACAAACUGAAUGCACUGGAACUGGACCUAUUGUUUUUUGUUUUUGUCCUGAUGAUGCUUCUCUUGUGGGUUCCCAGAGAUGGGAACAGGUGCUAAGGACUGUAUUUGGCUGUUAGUUUAAGAGGACAUUUGUCUUUUUUUUUUUUUUUACCUUUUGGAGGACUUGUUCAAAUUCAACACAAAUGGCCUCUUCUCUAUCGAGUACUUUUGUGUAUGCAAGUGUGCUGGCUUUGUGCGCUGCCUCUGGGACAUUUAUUAAUCACAUCAAGGAGAAAAAGGAAAGUCCUUUUAUCAGUGAUACUCAACUUCUUUCUCUCUCCAGAUUUUUCCAGCGAUUAGAUUUUUGGAGUAAAGAAAUGGAAGAAAAGAUUAAGUAGUGAAUCACUGCUGAGCUUGAUGAUGCAACUGUAUUGUGUAAAUCAAUCUUUAUGUUUUGUACUAUAUCUUUUUUUUUCUUUUUUUUACCAAAGAUACUCAGUGAGUUGAUAAAAUUGCACACUUAAACCAAAUGGGUGUUGUCAGACAUCUCAACAGUGGUGUCAAAUGCAUUUUCUUUAGAGCUCCAUCCAUAUAACCCUAAGUAGUGAGUGGAACAUUUAAAAUUGUGCAUUUAAGGUAUUUAUUUUGUUCACCAAAAGUCCAAAAUGUGUUUCUUUACAGUAUGCUAAACGUGUAGUUAUUCAUUAAUUUGUAGUGUGAAUUCUAAUGGUAUUUUUUUAAAUAUUUUUUACCUACACACCAUGACACAAAUGUGUGUGGUCAUCGUCUCAAUACCAAAGUUAUUUAACAAUACUUUUUUAUAAUUGUAUGUAUUUUAUUGUACUUUAGAAAAGAAAUAAACACAACAGUGUAUUACUAGA
Osmerus eperlanus (European smelt) is the source of this 2780-nucleotide messenger RNA. It is a transcript of the gene pdgfc, whose product is annotated as platelet derived growth factor c. Gene Ontology annotation, molecular function: growth factor activity; platelet-derived growth factor receptor binding. The transcript is spliced from 6 exons. The record is from RefSeq and is a predicted model, not a curated record. Gene Ontology annotation, cellular component: membrane. Lineage: Eukaryota; Metazoa; Chordata; Actinopteri; Osmeriformes; Osmeridae. Bases 598 to 1683 code for a protein of 361 amino acids. Gene Ontology annotation, biological process: platelet-derived growth factor receptor signaling pathway; positive regulation of cell migration; positive regulation of ERK1 and ERK2 cascade.